AUGAUGUGCAUGUGGGUACAAAACAACAAACUAAGGGCGGUCAUUACUAGUGACGAAACAUGCCAAAUGGGGGUGCUUCCGUGCUUGCGAUUAAUAGCCUCCUUUUGUUGAUUUUCGAUCGGCAGAACUUCUCCGUCUUGUUUACAUACAUUCAAUCAAACGCGAGAAGUUCAGAGGACCUGCACCUGCUCCGUCCAAGUCGGGCAAGCAUACUGUAACGAUGGCGAUGUGAGUGCACAUGCUAGCUGCGUCCCGGACGAGACGAAAAGCAAAGCUUGCAUGCGUGGGGUUGUUUCAUAUAGCGAUUUGCCGCUGGGCGCUGGCUGCUGAUGUGCUUAUUACCUUACGUCUGUGUCUUUACCUAGACGGGAGCUACUAGCUGUCGGCCCCUUGUGACCUACCUACCGUCUACCGGUGAAUCUAUUUAGUGCGUGAUUCCGGCGCCCCUGCUGCAGAAAUGCAGUGGUAGUGCUAGCUCCUCCGGCCAAAUCUUUCAGUAGAGUUUGCGCUUGCGUUCCGGCCGGACCGCGCCAUGGAGGAGCGCUCUCUUGCUUUCGAGACUGAAUCGGCAGGAGAAGAUGAGUGCUUCAAGGGCAACAAGGGCGGGUUCAGAGCCCUCCCCUUCAUCUUCGCAAAUGAGAUGCUGGAGAAAGUCGCUGGAUUUGGGCUCAACACCAACAUGAUCACGUACCUGACCGACAAGUACCACCUCAGCACCGUCACCUCCCAAACGAUGCUCUUCGUGUGGGGCGCCAUCUCCAACUUCGCGCCCAUCCCUGGCGCCAUCGUUGCCGACAUGUACCUCGGCCGGUUCAUGGCCGUCGCGCUAGGCUCCGUCGCGUGCCUGAUUGGGAUGGUCUUCCUAUGGCUGACCGCCACGGUCCCUGGAGCGCGGCCGCCUCCGUGCAACGGCGACCAGUGCGCGCCGCCGGGGGCGCGGCACCUCGCGUGGCUACUCGCCGGUUUCGCAUUCCUGUCCCUCGGCGCCGGCGGCGUCCGGCCGUGCUCGAUGGCGUUCGGCGCGGACCAGUUCUCGAGGCACCCCAAGCAGCGUCGGCUCCGGAUCCUGCAGGCCUACUUCAACGCCUACUACGCGUCCAUCGGCGUGGCGUUCAUGGUCGCCGUCACGGCCAUCGUCUACCUGCAGGACAACGUCAGCUGGAACGUCGGGUUCGCCGUCCCGAUGGGCCUCAUGCUGCUCUCCACGGUCAGCUUCUUCCUGGGAUCGGGCCUUUACAUCAAGGAGAAGGGCAAGAGGCAGAUGUUCGCCGGGAUAGGCGCCGCCGUCGGCGCGGCGAUCAGGAACCGCGGGGCGCGGUUGCCGGACAAGACCGUCGAUGGCGUGUACCAUCACCUCAAGGACUGCAAGCUCGCUGUCCCCACGGACAAGCUGAGGUUCUUGAACAAGGCGUGCUUGCUCCGUGCCACCAAGGAGGACGCGCCCUGCAACGGCUCGGACGCGGCGGCCUCCGAGCGGCACGGCCACGACGGGAAGAGGCCGUGCACGGUGGACCAGGUGGAGCAGCUCAAGUCGGCGAUCCGCGUCCUGCCGAUCUGGUCGUCCACCAUCUUCCUCGCGCUGGCCAUGAACCAGAGCUUCGCCGUGAAGCAGGCCGAUACCAUGGACCGGCGCGUCGGCGCGGGCGGGUUCCGCGUUCCCAGCGGCUCCCUGGCCGUCUUCAACAUGGCCACCAUGUCGCUGUGGUCGGCCAGCUACGACAGGUGGGUCGCGCCGGCGCUGCAGCGGUACACGGGCAACCAGCGCGGGCUCACCAUGAAGCAGCGCAUCGGUGGGGGUCUGCUCCUCGCCACCGCGUCGACGGCGGUCUCGGCGGCAGUGGAGGGCGCGCGGCGGCGGCUGGCGCUGAGCGGGGUCACCAUCUCGGCGUUCUGGCUGGUGCCGCAGUUCGCGCUCGUGGGGCUCGCCGAGGCGUUCGGCGUCAUCGGGGAGAUCGAGUUCUUCUACACCGAGCUGCCCAAGAGCAUGGCCAGCUUCAGCAUGUCGCUGCUGUACAUGGCCUUCGGAGUGGGCAACCUGGCCGGCGCCCUCAUCGUGAAGGUGGUCCAGGUGGCGAGCAUGCGAGGGGGAAGAACGGGCUGGCUCGUCGACGACUUGAACGCCGGGCACUACGACUACUACUACUGGCUGCUCACGGGCUACGGCGUCGCGAACUUUGUGUACUUCGCUUGGUGCUGCUGGGUGUAUGGCGAGGAGGGGAAGAACGUGGAGUGGGAAGAGGAGGGCAACACGGAGCAGCCCUAGUCCUGUACUGAAGCCCGAGUUUGGACUUGGAACGCUUGUGUUGCUGUGAGAACCCUGUAGGUCUGAACAAUGAACUUCUGGAAGCUGAAUGUUCAAUAUGUGGUAGUAUAAAGCAUAAGUUAACUUUACUAGCUUAUUAGUUAUUGUUUAGGUUUGUCAGGGUCACAAGCAGUUUUAGACUUUUA
Messenger RNA from Sorghum bicolor (sorghum), 2448 nucleotides. RefSeq names its product protein NRT1/ PTR FAMILY 1.2. Gene Ontology annotation, cellular component: plasma membrane. The transcript is spliced from 4 exons. Gene Ontology annotation, biological process: transmembrane transport. NCBI's taxonomy places the organism in Eukaryota, Viridiplantae, Streptophyta, Magnoliopsida, Poales, Poaceae. The record is from RefSeq and is a predicted model, not a curated record. Gene Ontology annotation, molecular function: transmembrane transporter activity. The coding region runs from base 533 to 2263 and encodes 576 amino acids.